Schistosoma bovis is the source of this 4972-nucleotide messenger RNA. The record is from the annotation of a GenBank genome assembly. NCBI's taxonomy places the organism in Eukaryota, Metazoa, Platyhelminthes, Trematoda, Strigeidida, Schistosomatidae.
AGUUGGUACCCGGUAUAUUCGACGCAAGGUCAUAGUCUGCUGUUUUGGUGUAUAACUAGUUCUUUUUUAUUUUGAGUGUACCCAGAUAAUUCAUGAUGAUUUUAUUUCACUGUGAUUCUUUCUGUGAAUAGUUUGAUAAUGCGUCGAAUAAUAUUCAAUGGUAUGCUGAAUGAGAAACUUAAAUUUUGAUCGAUAUAGUAUAGCUCAAUGUUUGCUUAUGUCCUAUUUCGUUUUUUAUUCAUGAGAUAAAAAUCUAUAAGUUACAAACUUCUCAUUAUAGCUUUUGGCUUCUAUGGUUUUUGCAAGUUAUUGUGAAACGACUUCAGAUUUAGGAAUUUCGAUGGAUAUUGAUACAUAAGUAUCCUAAUUAGGAUCGAAAUUUCGAUACUCAACAGUCAGAUAUCUUGGUGAUCAUUUCAUUAAUAAUAUGUUAUCAUCGGCUAACAGUUCGUUGUGCUUCUGUCAAAUCUUGAUAUGCCGUAGCAGUAAUGGAAAUCCUUCAUUCUUUUGACUGUAAUAUAUGUUGAUAAGCACUAAUAUCCACCACCGCCCUAAGUAAAUUUAUUGCUCUGAAUCCAGUAAAAUUUCGAAAAUAACAUCAAAUAUAUUGCUGAAGGCAAAAUUGACAUAUUCACUGUAUUUCCUGGCCUCAUUUUAUAAACAUCUGCCAAAUGUUUUGCAUUCAGCUUCACACCAAAUACUUGUUUUAUAUUUCCUAUAGUUACGGCUUUAGUGAUUCCGGUUACAUGGCGUAAGCUAAGUAACAGUUAUUUCCUUUUUCCCUUUAGACCUGUCGAUAGAUUUUCAUGUUAUUUUUCUCCAACGAUUUCAUUACACAUCGUCUGGUGGUUUACUGAGAAUUUGUUUUAUUCAUUCAAUGUAAUUUAGUGUUCUAUUCGCAUACCAAUGAAUCUAGGUUCCUAAAAACGGACAACUGAAGUGUUUUUUCGUGACCAUCAAAGUAGUCUUUUAUUAUGGUUUAACAUCUACUCAGUUUCAGUUGGAUUUCACUUUUUCAGAUCGAUUUUCUUGAACACUGGAUUGAUGCCAUAAUGGCGUGAUUUAUUUCAGUGUCAUGUGAAAUCGACAUGACCGUAUUUUUCGAGGUUGUUGGUAACUUACCUGAAUAAAUGAUAUCAAAAUGAUUAGUAAAUCAAAUAUUUCCACGUAAGCGAACUUUCUUGUUUAUUUGCUUAGUCCUAGCUCGUGCGGUCCAUCACUCGAACAACAGCGAAGGAGAUUCGAAAGUACACAGUUAAGGUUACAAAUGCUAUCGCGAAAGACAGAGGAAAUUCAUAUUGAUGAAUAUAUCAAAAAGCUUGCACUGGACAAUUCUGUCGUCACAAGCAAAGAUGAUAAUAAUUCAUCUGUUUCCAAGGUCAAAACAACUUUACCUGUAGCUCCUCACUCUUGCAUUCCUACUCACAAUACGUAAUUCUUUCUUCAGUUAUAGUUACUAAUCCAUUAUUCACUAUGGUAUUAAAGCACUGACAUCGAUUACUCACACACUAUUUAAGAUUGCUUUAUCGGAUUGGCAACGUCAGGUAAAGAAAAAACAAUGAAAUGUAAAUAUGUUUCCAAUGGUUGUAAUGAGAGGUUAUGAGGCAAAAUAUAUAAGCCAUUAGUGAAAGGUAUGCAAUAAUAAUAUAGUCUAGACCCAAUCAACUAAAAAAGAUGCAUAUAUUCGUGUUAUUGAGAUAGAUUUUAAGGCAUGUAACCUAUUUUUCAACUAUUAUUUUUUAGAUUUCAUUUUGCGAACCCAUCCCUUAUCAAACCAUACCCUUGUAUAACGAUUAUUUCGAUUUAUUUGUUAUUUAUUUUGUUAACUUCAUCUUUACCGUAUGAGGCUUGGCGAAUUAAGCUGAUGCACGUUUGUGCAUUGUUAUUUUGACUUACUAUGUAAUCCCCCUAAUGCCAAACCUUAACAUCUUGAUUUGCAUUUCAAAUAUUAUUGAAUGGCUGACAUUAUCCCUGUGUAAUCAAUUUUCAACUGGUUUUUAUUUUCAGUGAUGAUAUAGUUAUUUGUGUACAGUUCUUGCUAUAUUUUCCAUGCAAUCUUACCGGUAGUGCGUUUAAUGGCCAAAACUCCAGGCUUCUGAUUAGUUGGUUACAUGAAUAAAAUCCACUUCAUCUAAUUCUGUUUAGAUACCCGCGUUUUAUUAGUAGCCUUCAUAAAAGCAGUGUGGCUCAUGGCCGAUUACAUGAACGUGUAUUUGGUAAAUGAACUAGUCACAUGCGUUUGUUCAAGUUUCAACACAGCACACCGAGAACCCAGAGUGUUAUAGGUAGUAACAGUAUUGGGGGUAAUAGAAAAGGCAUAAAAGGUAUGGUUUAAAAAAUGUAGAUCCAUGGAUUAAAAAGUUAUAAGGUAAUAUGGAAACUUGGUAUGUUAGGGAACACAAAAAGUGAAUCCAUCUGCUGCAUUGUGAAUUAUUCUGAGCCAAGUCAACCAAAGUCUCUAACUACUGGUUACAAAAAUCACAUGGACCCUAAAUAAGUAGUUAGCACUUACGUAAACGAGUCGGUGCAAUAGUUUAUAACUUCAUGAACUGAUGCUACGUUUUGGUUUGGUUUCUCAUAUCUUCCUUACAAACUAUUCCUGCACCAGCCACCAUUGUGUUGAGGUAGGCGGUGGUUGGGCUUAAUUAAUACAUGUCCUGGCCACCUCGACCGAUUUACUCAGCAUACUUUCCUUGGUAACCUGCGUCUUACCAUAACGUUAUUCGCCCAGAGGUCCUGACAUACACAAGCAGUACUUCGAAAAUACGUAUGAAUAAAUACUAACAUCCUGUGAAUAACCUCUUUUUAAAGCCACAUUUCACGGCCAUGAAUUAACAGCGAGCUGCUGCACACUAUACUCGUCCUUUGGCCAGCAAACGGUCAUCUCCCCUACACCACAAGUAACUCAGUCUUAUUCAUCGUAUUAUCAAUCAUCAUCACGAACCGCUACACACGUAUUAGGUUGAUCCUAAUCCAUUUUAUCUUUCGUGCGCGCUUUUUUUUUUAUAAAAAACUAGCCUAAUCGUGGUAAGUUCUCAGAUCAAAUCUCUGGUGUAUUUUCAACUGAACAAAUGUGUGAGAACCCAUCGCAUUUACUUGAUUUUCCGGAGGUUGGAUAUCUGAAUACUGCAAACUCGUUUUCUCCAGCCACUUCUUUAGCUAAACCCUCAUGGUUAGUGAAUCUCUCUUCUCUACCACCAAUUUAUGGCGAUGCCAUUCGUGCCGCUACAACAAGUUAUGGUCUCGACAGUUCAAUAAUUUACGAGAUAUUUCGCUCGUCCAAUUUGAGCACAGAAGCAUUGUAUCAUAUUUGGUCACUUACAAGCUGCACCCAACCUGGUUGGUUUACACCGACUGAGUUAGUGACUGCCUUAGCUUUAAUCGGCCUGGCACAACGUAAGCAAUGGGAAUUCCAAUCAUGUUCUCUUUCCGAAAAUAUUACUAUCCAAUCACUUUACGAACAAAUAUGUCCACCUGUCCCUAUGAUACAAAUUCCUAACUCCAGUAGGCCGUCUAAUUCUACAGAUGUGAUUUCUGGGCCGGAGGUAGUUACUUAUGGAAAUCCCAUAACUAGUUUUCGAGAUCCAGUAAUCUCGGGAUGUUCAAAGUUUCCCUUCCAACCUCCCGUCGUCGCCUUUUCUGCAUUUUCCAAUCGAUUGGAUAACGACUCUUGUCACCAGUCUAUUCAGUUAUCUACAGAUUCUAGCACAUUAAAUAAUUCUGUUUACAAGACACCAGAUCCCUUCAUGCAUUUCGUUUCAUCAGGAACCCUAUCUAUAAAUGACCCUGAGUGGUCUGAUUUUGCUUCUUUUAAUACUUCCGUUAAGCAAUCAAAGCAUAAUAGUAAUAAUAUCCCGAAAGUCUCUACAGAAGUUGGUAUUAAUGGCCAGAAAAAGUCAGUCACGAGCUCUCACAACUCCCUAUUUGAUGAAGAGUUUGGAAAUUUUCAAACUAGUUAUUCCGUUAAUGUAUCAAAACCGACUGAAAUUCUUGAUAAGCUUCCUCAUUCGAAUUCACUAACUACAGCGAAUAAUAAUAAUCUUUUAAAAUUACCAAUACAGAAAAGUGCUUAUAAUGAUGUACAGAAUAAAAUGAAUUCUUCAGAAUCAUUAUAUGAACAAUGGCUUCAUUGUUUGACUGAUUGCUUGAAAGUAUUCAAUGAUUCAUUGUUAGUUUUAUCUUCUCUUAAAAGUAUGGAAGAUCAAUUUGAAUUUGCAGAAAGUGAAGAAGGAUGUAAUUUCUUAUUGGAUGCCACUGAAAUUUAUUUGAUGACGAGACGAAUUAGCAUUUCAGCCAAGAAUUACAAUGUAACUGAUUCAUCUAUGCAUCAACUGUUUUCGGAUAUUGAAAAUUCAUUUCGUAAAUUAUCAUCGUAUGCUGUUGUAACUGAUCUAAAGAAUAAAAUUGGUCAGGCUUUUAAUUUUGUUUCAACAUCAGAAAAUGAAUUCGUUAUUCAAGACUUCAUUAAUUCAACCACGUCCUCAUAUUGCGGAGUUUGUCUUUCAUCGAUCAGCUUGACUAAUGACCUGUGUGUUAAUAAUCAUUGCAAUGAAUCAUCCAGUUUUUCUCAACACCAACAAACUAACUAUCAUUUAGUUUAUAUUAAUCUAGCUGGUCGUUGCUAUCAUAUAUCAUGUGCUAAUUUCUGGAUGAAUCGUAUCAAUCCAUGUUUACCCGCUCUUAAAAUCCCAUUGUAAUCGUUGUGAUGUAACAUCGAAUUCGUUUUGUUUCCUCUUAUAAUCAAAUAUUUUGUGAUUAUAUAUAUUUUGUAUAUUUAUGAAGCAUUUCAUGUUUUUCAUCUCAUUUUUGUCCACUGAUUUUGGUUUGUAUCAUUAUAAGCUCCAUAUUUUCUUCCGUCUGUAUUCAUGUAUGAUCCAAAUUUGUUGCUGUUAUGAUUUUUUUACUUAUUAAUCUAUAUGUGUAUUAAAUCUAUUUACUGUGAUGCAAUAAAAUGCUAUUUUAUUUUUAACCG